UGAGAUGUUCUUCUGUGAUUUCUCAUGUUUCAUCACCAAGCACGCCAACCACAACUCGCUACUCCUAUGAUCAUGCCCCAGCGCUAUGCCUAAUGGCGCACGCAAAGAAACGCGGCGCAUUGUUUAGCCUUAAGUGACCGCCUUCAUCUGGCUGAUCUCUGCACCUGUCCGUCUCUGAGCCUGGUUUCUAGCGGAUCACAUGGCAUAGCCAAGGAGUCAGGAUCGUGUCCACACACAUUAUGCGGAGACUCGCUGACUGCAUCGACGUUGAUGCAUUCUAUAGAACGGAAGAGAUCUCGAAAAGCGUCCGGGUCGUCUAUUGGCCCCUCCCCAGGAAUGCGUGACGUGAUAGAAGCGCCUCGACAGCCCCAACGCGCAUCGGUGGCAUCUAUCUCCGUCGGUCUACGAGCCCACCUAACCGCAUAUUUGAUAACGGUCCUGUUGUUUGAUCUGCUUUUUAGCCAGAAUGCCACGAGCCUUCACCCAUCCUCAGUCUCCAUUUACCUGCCACCUCUCACGUUCGGGAAAUCGGUGAGCGGCCCGACAUGGGGGUAUAUCGUUCUUGUAAGGGAGGAUGCGUUAUUAAUACCAUACCUUCGCUUCUUCUUCGGUCACUUGAGGCUGAUAGCUUCGAGGUAUGACACAUGGCUACCAAUGAUGCCUAAUAAGCUAAAGAUUGGCGCUCCGGUCAAGAGCAACUCCGUGAGGCAGCAGCAUGGGAAACCGGCUCCUUGUGCCAUCUCAUUAACUCGAUACACUCGAACUUCAACCAUUGGCAGCUCAGCAGGAUUCGGCGCUUUGCGAGCUUUGCCGAGGCCAAAGGCUCUCGAGGUGGAAUUGAUUGAUCAGGCCCCCGGCAUGAGAACGGGCGACCUCUACUCCGACAUUCAAGCCCGCAAUACGCCACAAGGUUCUACAGUCUCAAGGAGAGUUUCAAGCCCUACGAAGUACCUAGCUAUGAUAACCCUAUAGGGCUAGACGCUAUUUAGUAGUUGCGUUGAAGAAGCCUCCGGGCGCCGUGCAAGACGUCGAAUGGGAAUGGCACUUCUCAGCCGUAGUGUUGGUUCUAAUAGGGGUUGCUUCUACAAACCACCUUAACCAACUAUCUAGGUCUCGGGUCUUAUUGCGCAUUUCAGUCAACGACAUGUCGUCUACGUUGGUUCAAAAUACACAAGGGCUGCUACCACAACCUCCUCGUGCUGGGCACCAGGAGAUAGUAAUGGGCUCACUCUCUGUAUCACCCUCCUGACCUUAGCUAUAAUACCUCGUGGUCGAGGUGGCCACGUGUAAAGGGGGUGAUGUCUUACCUAUCCAAUAGCCCUCUCACAGAGUGUCUCAGCCGAUCUGAUCUCUUAGAUUGGCUAAUCCAUCAUGUCUACCAUGUAGUACAGUGUGAUUGACAGGGGAAGCCUCAAGAUAUCCGCUACGAUCGUGACCUGACGAGGGCGCCUCGGAGAAUCUCAGUAGCCUGGUAUCACUUCUGGGAAGCGAGAGGCGAGACGGCAGCGUACCCCCACUCUCUGGCGGGGCGUAGAGUGCGGGCGGCGUUUCUUCAGGUUGCUGUUUCGCUGACGAAGCAUCUAGCGAGAGUGGAC
Molecule: messenger RNA, 1595 nt
Organism: Durotheca rogersii
Lineage: Eukaryota; Fungi; Ascomycota; Sordariomycetes; Xylariales; Xylariaceae
Exons: 2
Coding region: 271-972 (233 amino acids)
Source: RefSeq, a predicted model, not a curated record